AUGAAGACGGCAGUAACUCCCCCAGACCCUAAACCAGACCCAGACCCAGCCCCAGACCCAGCCUCAGACCCAGCCUCAGUCCCAGCCCCAGUCCCAGCCCAAGUCCCAGCCCCAGACCCAGCCUCAGACCCAGUCCCAGUCCCAGACCCAGUCCCAGCCCCAGACCCAGCCUCAGACCCAGCCUCAGACCCAGUCCCAGACCCAGCCUCAGACCCAGACCCAGUCCCAGACCCAGCCUCAGACCCAGUCCCAGCCCCAGACCCAGCCCCAGACCCAGCCUCAGACCCAGUCCCAGUCCCAGUCCCAGUCCCAGUCCCAGCCCCAGUCCCAGCCCCAGUCCCAGCCCCAGUCCCAGCCCCAGACCCAGCCUCAGACCCAGCCCCAGCCCCAGACCCAGCCUCAGACCCAGUCUCAGACCCAGUCCCAGCCCCAGACCCUGACCCAGACCCAGACCCAGCCUCAGACCCAGACCCAGACCCAGCUCGCUUCCACCUGGAGAGGCAGAUGGGUUAUUACCUGAUCCAGAUGUACAUCCCGUCUCUGCUCAUCGUGAUCCUGUCCUGGGUCUCCUUCUGGAUCAACAUGGACGCCGCGCCCGCCCGGGUCGGCCUCGGCAUCACCACCGUGCUCACCAUGACCACGCAGAGCUCCGGGUCCAGGGCGUCACUACCAAAGGUGUCCUAUGUGAAGGCCAUUGACAUCUGGAUGGCCGUGUGUUUGCUCUUCGUCUUCUCGGCGCUGCUGGAAUACGCCGCCGUGAACUUCAUCGCUCGCCAACACAAAGAGCUGCUGCGCUUCAGGAGGAGACGGAGGCACAUGAAGCUGAUCAAGUUCGCGGACGACACCACCCUCAUUGGACUCAUCUCCAACAACGAUGAGUCCGCCUACAGGAGGGAGGUGGACCGGCUGGUGUCCUGGUGCAGUGGUAACAACCUGGAGCUGAACGCCCAGAAGACAGUGGAGAUGAUUGUGGACUUCAGGAAGAGCACUGUCCCCCCGCCCCCACCCUCCGUGAUGGACUCCCCCAUCACCUCUGUGGAGUCCUUCCGUUUCCUGGGCACCACCAUCACCCAGGACCUCAAGUGGGAGCCGACCAUCAGCUCCCUCAUCAAGAAGGCCCAGCAGAGGAUGUACUUCCUGCGGCAGCUCAGGAAAGCCAAGCUGCCUGCACAGAUGUUGGUGCAGUUCUACACGGCCAUCAUCGAGUCCAUCCUCACCUCCUCCAUCACCGUGUGGUUCGCUGGAGCCACAGUCAGGGACAAACAGAGACUACAGCGCAUUGUGCGCUCUGCAGAGGAAGUGAUCGGCCGCAGCCUUCCAUCGCUGCAGGACCUGCAGGAGGCUGCGGUCCAUCAGGACUAG
This is a messenger RNA of Knipowitschia caucasica, 1362 nucleotides long. NCBI's taxonomy places the organism in Eukaryota, Metazoa, Chordata, Actinopteri, Gobiiformes, Gobiidae. The record is from the annotation of a GenBank genome assembly.